GCGCGCGAGUGGUGGCUGCUGCGCCGCCGGGCAGUGCGGGUCCUGGAGGCGCGGAAGCGGGGCGCGCCGACCAUGGCUACCUGGAUGGGGGUCGAGCUCUCGGAGCUGAACCCGCUGCGCGCUCUGUGGCUCGCGCUGGCCGCCGCCUUCCUGUUGACCCUGCUGCUGCAGCUCGUACCGCCCGGCUUGCUCCCGGGCUGGGCGCUCUUCCAGGACUUGAUCCGCCAUGGAAAAACCAAGCUCGAGGGGCCGCUGCGCCCGGCCGCCUGCCGGGCUUUUGAUGUCCCCAAGAGGUAUUUUUCUCACUUCUAUAUCAUCUCUGUGCUGUGGAAUGGUUUCCUGCUUUGGCACCUUACACAAUCUCUGUUCCUGGGAGCGCCUUUACCAAACUGGCUGCACGGCCUGCUCAGGAUUCUUGGGGCUGAGCAAUUCCAAGGAGGUGAGCUGGCACUGUCUGCAUUCUUAGUGUUAGUAUUUCUGUGGCUACACAGCUUGCGAAGACUCUUCGAGUGCUUGUAUGUUAGUGUCUUCUCCAAUGUCAUGAUUCACGUCGUGCAGUACUGUUUUGGACUUUUCUACUAUGUUAUCGUCGGCCUAACUGUGCUGAGCCAAGUGCCAAUGGACGGCAAGAAUGUCUAUGUGAUGGGGAAAAAUCUCUUAAUGCAAGCUCGGUGGUUCCAUAUCCUCGGAAUGAUGAUGUUCAUCUGGUCAUCUGCCCAUCAGUAUAAGUGCCAUGUCAUUCUCGGAAAUCUCAGGAAAAAUAAAGCAGGAGUGGUCAUUCACUGUAACCACCGAAUCCCUUUUGGAGACUGGUUUGAAUACGUGUCUUCCCCUAACUACUUAGCAGAGCUGAUGAUCUACAUUUCCAUGGCUGUCACCUUUGGAUUCCACAACUUAACUUGGUGGCUAGUGGUGACAUAUGUCUUCUUCAGCCAUGCCCUGUUUGCUUUCUUCAGCCACAAAUUCUACAAAAGCAAAUUUGUCUCCUACCCAAAGCAUAGGAAAGCUUUCCUACCAUUUCUGUUUUAAGAUAACCUCAGUCAUGGAGAAUGCAAACCAGGUGACAGGUUCAAUUCCUAAGGACAACAGAGUCUAGACACCAAAGUGCAGUUUCUGCAGAAGUGUUUGAAACUCUCUGUUCCGUUUUUAUACCCCAGAGUCUUCACUGAAGCGAGCAAAGCAGUAGCCCUCAAGAAAAUGAAUCUUCAAAGAAGAAACACUUCUAGCAGACCAGGGAGUGCUGUGUCUGCUCUCUCAGAGGCCUUAUAAAACCAACCCACUGCUAAGCAGUGAGACUGCUUCCAGCUGCUUCAAAAGCAAACUAACCAAGAAUAUACAGACGGCUUCAAACCUACACAUACAUGCACAAAGGAAGAUCACACCAUCCGUGGCUUCGUUCCUGUUAGGGACAGAUUAGCUGGACUAUAUCAUCAGAUAGUAGGUUCUCACUAACUGUUGCAUUUCAAUAAAAGCAAACAGCCUUUGAAAAUAACAACAAUAUAUAAUUUCGCACCAGUGGAUUCAGGGAAAAAUGAGUUUGUUGGAGUUAGUUUAUACUUUCACACAUGACCACAAAGAUUUCCAGUUAUGUAACCAUCAGUGGUCAUUUCCACUCAUCUCCCCCUCAAAUCACAGCCAAACAGAAAGUUUGAAACCUUUUUUAUUUAAUGCUUUCUUGGCAUCUCUUUCAAGGGUGUACGUUAAAAAUGAAAGCGUCUGAAAAUAAAAUUUUUUAUGUUUAUGCAUAAAAAGCCUUCAUGAGUGACUGACACUCUGGACUGGAUAGUACUGUAGCCUCAUUUGUUGUAGUUAUUCAAAUUGGAUUAAUGUCUGUCUGAGUUCAUUUCAGCUAAUAGAAUGAAUCUGAAGAAAUAUUUAGGAAUAAAGUUGACACCUAAAAUAACUUAUGUUAAAGAAAAUAGCCAUGAUUAAAUCGAAGGGAGAUAAAUGUGUGUUGUGAAAGAAAAAUAAAAACUUAAAAAAUAAUAACUAUAGCCUGAGCCACGCAGUAAAAACAGCACAUUCAUGCAGCAUGAGAUUUACUGGCUUAUCAACCGAGGUGUUAACUUUUCCUUUUAUGCAGAUAUCAUAGUCUACUGGGUACUAAAGUUUUGCCCUAAUAUGCACCAUUGUUAACCAGACACAUAUCAAAUGCACAGUCUAAGAAUAUCCUCCCCAGCCCCAUCCUUGGAGUCAUAAACCACAGCUGUUAAACUGAGAAUCUUUUGAAUCUUACUUUCAACAUAUGCAUGUCAAAGCACAUUCUAAAGUUCUUACAACAAUUCUGAUGUAGCAUUUUCUGUCCCAUCAAUCAAAUACCUUCAAUCAGUUGCUCAGUCUAUUCAAACACAUGGCAUAUUUAUUUCAUUUAUCAUUUAGAUUUGCCAUCCUCAGGACCAGGACUCAGGAACAAAACUUUCUACACUGGAAAUGUAAAGCAUAUUGCAGUUUGGUCUCAAUUUCCACACAAAUGGCAUGAAUAAUUUUUAAUAGCAAAUUGUUUGGGGGGAAAAUGUAUUUUGCGUUAGCAUGCAAUUUUAUACCCAGAUUAGACUAGGAAUUUGGCUGGCCUUCUAGAAUUUCAUUGCACAUUUAAGUAAAAUAAUGCGCGUCCCCUGUGAAGAACCCCAUCAGGGGCUGUGAGAAAGCGUCCCCAGGCCCACUCACCUUGUUCCAGGCCCGCUAGCAUCCUUGCUGUCCCGAGCACACUCUUCAUGUCUCUUCCUUUCCCCUGCCCUUCCUUGCCCAAACGUGGCAUUUCUAGGGGAAGAUAAAAAAGAGGAAGUAGUGAUGUUCUCAAAGGGGUUCAGAACAAACUAGCAUGGUCUUGGAUGAAAGCUUAGCCAGUGGAGAAUA
Molecule: messenger RNA, 2856 nt
Organism: Diceros bicornis minor
Lineage: Eukaryota; Metazoa; Chordata; Mammalia; Perissodactyla; Rhinocerotidae
Gene: SRD5A3
Product: steroid 5 alpha-reductase 3
Exons: 5
Coding region: 73-1029 (318 amino acids)
Biological process (GO): dolichol-linked oligosaccharide biosynthetic process; polyprenol catabolic process
Cellular component (GO): endoplasmic reticulum
Molecular function (GO): 3-oxo-5-alpha-steroid 4-dehydrogenase activity
Source: RefSeq, a predicted model, not a curated record